Messenger RNA from Diabrotica balteata, 827 nucleotides. The record is from the annotation of a GenBank genome assembly. Lineage: Eukaryota; Metazoa; Arthropoda; Insecta; Coleoptera; Chrysomelidae.
CAAGUAUUAAAAGUUAAAUGUCAAAGUCAAAUGAUGAAUUGAAAAACCAAUGUAAAUUUUAUAUUUCAUAAAUACUAAAUAUUUAAUACACGAAACUAUGAUUGCAUUUACCAAACUAGUAUUUGUAGCCUUAAUUAUAGCCACUACCUCAGCAAGCACCCUAGAACAUGAUGGAUCAGUAACCAUUCGUCUUCAACACUCUUUAACUUUUCAAAACCCUCCUAUUUGGACUGAAAGAGGAAACAUAACUAUAGUGAGUUUGAGACUAGGGCAGGCCACAGUGGACCAAAAGCCUCUUUUGACAGAAGAAAAGAAGCUGUUAAGGGACUUAUCUGCAAAAAAUAGCUAUUAUCAGAUCAAAGCCAUAGUUACAGCAAAUGAUGGAUCACAAAAGUCUUUUAUAUCCACAUUAAAAGCUUGUAUGUUGGUAGAAUCUGAGCUAGAUGAUAGACUCUCUGUUUCUAUUGACUAUAUGGGUAGAGUAGUAGGUGUGAGCUCAGUUAUAGCCUCCAAUUCUGCCUGUGAAGGAGCUAUCGUUCCAUAUGAAAACCUGAAACAGUUCAAUACUGUUGUAUAUGUUAGGCAUACAGAAACAGGACCCAUCCCUGACACUGCAAGCUAUGUCCAGAAAUUGGAAAAAGAGAAAGAAGCCAAGGAAAAGGUGAAACCAAAGACAAUAGAUCAUUUUUAGCAAAAUAUUGGAUGUACAUAGUUCCUUUAUUGAUAUUUAUGGCAAUAUCUUCAGCAUCUAAUCCAGAAGCCCAACAGGGUCAGUGAUAUGUGAAAUAGUUAUUAUUUAUUUGAAAUAAAUUACAUAAAAAUAUUAA